Amphiprion ocellaris (clown anemonefish) is the source of this 2987-nucleotide messenger RNA. RefSeq names its product solute carrier family 6 member 16a (gene slc6a16a). The transcript is spliced from 12 exons. Lineage: Eukaryota; Metazoa; Chordata; Actinopteri; Pomacentridae. Gene Ontology annotation, biological process: sodium ion transmembrane transport. Bases 225 to 2330 code for a protein of 701 amino acids. Gene Ontology annotation, cellular component: membrane. The record is from RefSeq and is a predicted model, not a curated record.
UUUACGACGACAGAUUUGUUCCAACUCACAAAACGCCAGCAACAAGUGGUCAAAACUAACUGAUCGAGAUUUUUUGUCCCUUCAGUAAACUACAUCUGUUUCCCCGAUUAUUGCCUAAAACCAAAAAAGGAACGGUUUAAAAGUAGCCUUGUCAGAAACCGAGCAGAGAAACCAACACCGGGACAGCUGGAAACUCUACUCGUGUGUGGGACCGUGCUGUCAGCAUGACGGAGAAGUCCUCACUGGAUUGCCCUGAGGACAGAUCCUGGCUGGGGGAGGGUCAGUCUGAAGCUCAGCUGACAAGCGUCUCUGGUCCUGAUGGAGCUGAGACAAAUGACGACCGACCGGCCUGGGACUCUAAGAUCCAGUACGUGUUGGCCCAGGUGGGGUUCAGUGUGGGAUUAGGCAAUGUGUGGAGGUUUCCAUAUCUUUGCCAUCAAAAUGGAGGAGGGGCCUUCAUGCUGCUAUAUGUUUUUCUUUUACUGAUUGUGGGAGUCCCACUGUUUUUUAUGGAGCUGGCUGCAGGCCAAAGCAUCCGACAGGGCAGCAUCGGCGUGUGGAAGCACAUCUCCCCAAAGCUGGCGGGGAUAGGCUACUCCAGCUGCAUGGUCUGCUUUUACGUUGCUCUUUACUACAAUGUCAUCAUUGCAUGGAGCCUCUUCUACAUGGGGAAUUCUUUUCAGUAUCCUCUGCCAUGGCAGCAGUGUCCAAUUGAUGUGACCACCAAUGACACAGUGAAGGAAUGUGCAAGUAGCUCCCCAACGUCGUUCUUCUGGUUUCGGAAAGCUCUCAACAUCACAAACUCCAUCGAAGAAUCUGGAGAGUUUAAUGCUAUCAUGACGGGAUGUUUAUUGGCCGCUUGGUCCAUCGUCUCAUUGGCUAUGAUCAAAGGCAUCAAGUCUUCUGCAAAGGUGAUGUACUUUUCCUCAGUUUUUCCCUAUGUGGUGCUUUUUAUUUUCCUCAUCAGAGGGUUGAUGUUGGACGGAGCCAUAGAAGGAAUCACCUACAUGUUUUAUCCAAAACUGGAGAUUUGGGGGAAUGUGCAGGUGUGGCGGCAGGCAGCCACUCAGGUGUUUUUCGCCCUCGGUUUGGGCUACGGCUCCAUUAUCGCAUAUUCCUCCUACAAUCCAGUCCACAACAACUGCCACAGGGACGCACUGAUGGUCUCUGGGAUCAACUUCAUGACAUCUGUGUUGGCCUCGCUGGUGGUUUUCAUUGUGCUGGGUUUCCGUGCUAAGAACAUCGCACUCCGCUGUGUGGCUAAGAAUCUCGGUCUGUUAAAUCUCAUGGCGUCCUCCAAUGACUCCAGCCAGCACUGGUGGCCCUGGUUCAACAUGACGGAUCCAGACUCUGUGUCUAUUCCUGAAUACAGAGAGUGGUACAGUCACUACAGCUCCAUGGUGGGUCCUAAAAUCACUGACUGCAACCUGGAGGAGGAGAUGAAUAAGGGUGUUGAAGGGACGGGCUUGGCAUUCAUAGCAUUUACUGAGGUAAUGGCGCUCUUCCCAGCCAGCCCCUUCUGGUCCACACUCUUCUUCCUGAUGCUGCUCAACCUGGGCCUCAGCACUAUGUUCGGGACCAUGCAGGGAAUCCUCACACCUCUCAUGGACAAUUUUAGCCUCUUGGGACGCCACAGGACCCUCCUCACCGUGUCCAGCUGUGCUUUGGGUUUCAUAAUUGGAUUAUUGUUCACCCAACGCUCUGGCAACUAUUUUGUGACCAUGUUUGAUGACUACUCUGCGACCCUACCAUUAGUCAUUGUGGUCAUUUUUGAAACUGUCAGUGUGGCGUGGGUUUACGGAACAGAUCGCUUCCUGGAUGAUAUUGAAGUCAUGCUCAAAUGGCGCCCUCCAGUGGUUUACAAGUAUCUGUGGAAAUAUGUCUGUUUACUGGCCAUGGUUGGACUCCUGGUUGCCAGUUUUCUGCGGAUGGUUUUCAAAAGGCCCACGUACACCGCCUGGAAUCAAAGCACAGCCUCUGAGAUGACCCUAGAGUACCCCGGCUGGGCCCUGGCGAUGAUCGUCAUGCUCAUACUCUUGGCCAGCCUGCCUGUUCCUAUUGGCUAUAUCCAUUCCAUGUUGAAGAACCGCCAGGUCCGUCACUCUCCGUCCCUCGAGGCCGGCGUUGGCCAGGAGUUGCACCGUGAGCUGUACACCAAGUGCAGCUCCACGGACCAACUGGACUCCAACUCUCACCGAGCCCCAACUGAGGAGGACGGGGUUCAUCCCAGACCGGCCUUCCUGCUGAUGGCUGGCGAACACUACCGGCUCCUGCCCCAGCAGGAGGAGGAGGAGGAGGAGGAGGAGGAGGAGCAGGAUACAGGGCUGUGAGUGAGCUGUUUGUGAAAAGACAAAAUUCUGAACCUCUGAGCAUGCAAGAAGGACAUCACAGCAUUAUUGUUUGGGUUGUUUUCUAUCUUUAUACUCUGUAAACUGUUAACAAACCAAAGUUAUUUGAACUAUUUAUAUUAUUGAUGGUGCCUUAUCAGUCAAAAACAACUCCCCUACCUUCAUUUUCUGAACCACCGAUGCUGUCCAGAGGAUUAAAAACUCUCUCAAAGACACGAAAAAGGCAAAAAGGCUGCUGAAUUUGGUGUAAGUGAUAAUUGGUGGAAGGUUUUAGAGCCGUAUACUGACCAGUGAACGUAAGUUUGUGCAGCCUGACUUCAUGCAGGAGUCAUAACUGAAUUGUGGAUUGCAGCAACUGACAAAAUCCACUUUAUUUUUAGCUACAUGACAAGUAUGGAUAUGCAUGCAAACAUUCUACCUGGAGAAACUGUGAUGUGUUUGUACACCUGUCUGUGUGUGUAUGAGUGAGAGUGUGUUACUGUCAGUGAAAUGAGAAAUGUUCAUGUUAUUUUUUAUUUGUGUAAAUUUACCUCAUAAGACCACAGCAAUGUUUUUACAUGUGUUCACACAAAGUGCUCAGUGUAGCAGUGCUGUACUGUACUAGAUUGAAACUUAAAUAAACCUCUAGAUGGCAGCAAA